AUGGAUCCAGCAGAGCUACGUCGUGUUUUUCAGAUGUUUGAUCGCAAUGGUGAUGGCAAGAUCACAAAACAAGAGCUUGCAAAGUCUUUAGAGAACCUUGGAAUAUACAUACCAGAUGAUGACCUUGCCCAAAUGAUCGAGAAAAUAGAUGUCAAUAAAGACGGGUUUGUGGACAUGGAGGAGUUUGGUGAACUUUAUCAGACAAUAUUGGGCGAGAGGGACGAGGAAGAAGAUAUGAGAGAGGCGUUCAAUGUGUUUGACCAAAAUAGGGACGGGUUCAUCACAGUGGAAGAGUUGAGGUCCGUAUUGGGCUCGCUUGGGUUAAGGCAGGGUCGAUCGGUUGAGGAGUGUAGGCUCAUGAUCAAAAAGGUCGAUGAAGAUGGUGAUGGAAUGGUUAACUACAAAGAGUUUAAACAAAUGAUGAAAGCGGGUGGUUUUGCUGGCUUGGAAACUUGA
Molecule: messenger RNA, 456 nt
Organism: Helianthus annuus (common sunflower)
Lineage: Eukaryota; Viridiplantae; Streptophyta; Magnoliopsida; Asterales; Asteraceae
Product: calmodulin-like protein 3
Exons: 1
Coding region: 1-456 (151 amino acids)
Molecular function (GO): calcium ion binding
Source: RefSeq, a predicted model, not a curated record